Mycena citricolor is the source of this 4257-nucleotide messenger RNA. The record is from the annotation of a GenBank genome assembly. Lineage: Eukaryota; Fungi; Basidiomycota; Agaricomycetes; Agaricales; Mycenaceae.
CGCAGUCCAAGAGUAACUUGGAGUCAAGUCGCUUGACCUAGUCGGUUUCUCGAACCCGUUGCCAUCGAUUCAGUCCCAGUGAUAAUAAGACACUCUUACUCUGACGCGAUUGGGAUGUCCCGCGACUCAAUGGCUGCGCGAUCGUUUUCUGCAGCGAAACAUCUUUGGAUAUCCAACGGCUUGCCGGCUUCUGCUCUAUCUCGACUCAAUUUGCCGCCAAACGCCAACCAAUCUCCCAAUUCAUCGUUCAGAAUUGGUGACGCUGCUCAGAGCAGCAUCGGACUUGCCGGGCUAUCUGCAGCCCAUUUCCAUUCGCUGAGGACCCAGAUCGAGCAAGAUGUCUCUGUAAAUGCUCGUCACGCUGUGCUCGAAUUCCAUUCUGAAGGAUGGUAUACUCUGGAUGGGCAACUUCCUGGAUCGGUAUGGGACUCCAUCGCCGGUAUAUACGAGACUCGAGACGGUUAUGUCCGGAUUCACACCAACUUCCCUCAUCACCGAAGGGGCAUCCUCAACAUCUUGGAAAUCCCCGACUCUGCCGAUGUCACCAGAGACCAAGUGCAGAAGUCUCUUCGUCAAUGGGCAGCCGAAGAUUUCGAAUCCGCGGCUGCUGGGCGCGGAAUGUGUGCAACCGCCUUCCGAACGUUUGAGCAAUGGACUGCCCAUCCCCAAGCGCUGGCACUUUCGCAAACUCCGCCUGUCCAGAUAAUCAAGAUCGGCGAUGCGCCCAGACGUGAAGGCGGGGGCUCCUUCCAUCAUCCGUUGGAGGGAGUCCGGGUCCUUGAUCUGAGUCGCGUGCUCGCCGGGCCCAUCUGUGGAAGGACUCUCGCAGCUCACGGAGCCGACGUUCUCCUUGUGACGUCUCCGCAUCUGCCCGACCUCCCAACGCUCGACGUAGAUACUUCACGGGGAAAGCGCACGACCCAGUUGGAUCUCAAUUUGGAAGCCGAUCGCGGCAAGCUGAAGUCACUCGCGGCAGAUUCCGAUGUUUUUCUGCAAGCGUAUCGUCCAGGGGGUCUCGAGGCGAAAGGAUUCGGGGCGGACAACCUCGCCGAGUUGCGGCCGGGGAUUGUGAUUGCUAAUCUGAGGGCUUGGGGAUGGGACGGCCCUUGGAAAGAUCGCCGCGCAUUCGAUUCCUUGGUGCAAACUGCCACGGGCUUCAACGAAACGGAGGGCGCCUGCUUUGCCGAAUACAGCAAGAGUGCCUUCAAACCACGGCCACUCCCCGUCCAAGCUCUGGACCACGCUGCAGGCUAUCUUCUUGCCUUUGGAAUCAAUGCAGCACUCUGCAAGACCAUGACGGAAGGAGGGUCGUGGGAAGUGCGAGUCUCUUUGGCUGCAGUGGGGCGGUGGCUCCGCUCGCUGGGAAACCUGAGUCCGGAUGACGCUUUCGGGCCUGGCACCAGACCUCUUCCGCCGCAAACGGUUCCUUCGCAACGGGAGAUCGCUGAUCUAAGUAUAGGUUGGGUGUCAGCCGACCGCAAGCAGAAGAUGACGGCGCUCAAACAUGCGGCCAUUCUCUCCAAGACACCUGUUAGAGAGGGCGAGGCUAGUCAAGCGCCUAUUGUUCUCAAUGCUCACUCUGCGGAAUGGUUGUAGAUUAGAUACAUCUUAUCUUAUCGCACGCCAUCACGGUUAAAUCAAACUUUACUCGGACUCUUCGGACUCGACCAUCAUCACGAUGAACCCACGAACUCCUUGCUCCCACUCUGCGCGAUGACACCGCACUUAUCCGAGCUCCAGCUCAAGACCGUUCCUCCUCGUCAUGCGUCGCCAAGCCGGGAGUAUUUCGCCUCAUGGAUAGAACAAGAUAGCCCAAACUUCGAUCGUCUUUCGAAGCAAGGACGAUAUUCGUCAGAACUGUUCACCUGAGUAUAAGAAGCAGCAUGGACUCGGUGAUCUGAUACCUAUAUCGAUGCUCCUCUCAUUAUCUACGGCGCUCGCAGCGCUUGUCGGGUGCGCCACGGGAACGCUCGUUGGAAUCCCGACCGUCCCCUUCACCGUCACAUCAAGCGCCAGCUUGCCUCUUGCCAGCAUCUCGCGCAUCCUUGUCGAUAGCCGCUUCGCGUCCACUGUUGACUCGACCGGCACGACUCUCAUCCCACCCACUCUCCUCGAAUUCGCGCAUACGUUCAGCACUGAUCUUAGUGUGCUCGGUGUCACGCUUCCAGUCUCGACGGCAACGGCGGCCGCCCCUGGAUCGAUAUUCUUGACCGUGUCGAGCAACACGACGUUCCUCGAUGCAGCCGGGAGGCACACCGCGGAGGGAUAUUCUUUGACGGUUGGAGCACACAAUGCCGUUAUUGCAGGCGCUAGCCCAUUGGGUGUAUUCUGGGGCACACGGACGCUGAUCCAGCAAGCGAAGCUCAACAACAUGGCGCUGCCAAUGGGAUCAGGCACGGAUGCACCGGGAUGGGGGACGCGUGGAGUCAUGCUGGAUGCGGGGCGCCACUUCUAUCCGGUGUCUUUCCUCACCGAGCUGUGUGCUUAUCUGUCCUUCUUCAAGCAGAAUACAUUGCACCUGCACAUCAGCGACAACCUGUUCAACAAUGUCGGCGUUUACACCAGGGCGCGUUCGUUGUCGUUGUACGCUGCGUUCCGCCUCAACUCCAACGACUCGGCCGUUGCCGGUCUCGUGCCCGCGUAUCAUUUGAACGAAAGCUAUACGCGGGAGGACUUUGACGAGCUCCAAUCGAGCUGUGCUGCUCGGGGGGUGACGGUGAUUCCUGAAAUCGAGGCUCCGGGCCAUGCUUUGCCCAUCGUCCAGUGGAAGCCACAAUUGGGUCUGUCCGACCUGAGUUUGUUGAACAUCCAACAUCCGGAAACUAUACCCACCAUGCAAACGAUAUGGACUACAUUUCUGCCCUGGUUCCAAAGCAAAGUCGUACACAUCGGUGCCGACGAAUACGACAGCACAAUUGCGGACGACUACAUCCGCUUUGUCAACACGAUGUCGACAUUCAUCGCGCAGACGUCGAACAAGACGAUCCGGAUCUGGGGCACCAAUGAGCCGUCCUCAACGUCCAGCGUGAGCAAGAACAUCACGAUCCAGCACUGGGAGUUCUUUGAGGAUAAUCCGUUCACCCUCCUCAAGCAAGGCUACAAUGUCCUCAAUUCGGACGAUGGAUUCUACAUCGUCGGGAAGUGGAGCGGCAGUUACCCUCAAAUACUCAACAUGAACCGCAUCUUCGCCGGCAAUCCGGCAGGAGGACCUUGGGCGCCGUUUGUCUUCGACACGAACAACGCAACAAACAACCCCCCGCGCUCGCAUCCGGGGAUCGUCGGCCACAUUGCCGCGCAGUGGAACGAUUACGGGAUGAAUGCCACGACCGUACACGAAGCGUACUACAGCUGGCGCGACGGGCUGCCGGCUCUGGCCGACAAGCAGUGGGGCGGAGUUUUAACCCAGCCCCAGUACAACCAGAUCUUCGAGAGCCUGCACUCGGUGGUCCCCGGCCAAAACCUCGAUCGGGCCAUUCCUUCAAAGACGGAGCUCAUCGUGCAGUACAAAUUCCAGGGGAACACCCGCGACUCGUCCGGAAACGGCUACGAUGCGACGUGCCAUGGCUGCACAGUCAAAUCGGGCUCAGUCACAUUCCCAUCGUCCACCAGCCAGCUGACGACUCCCCUGGGGUCCAAGGGCAGGAACUACACCCUCUCCUUUUCGAUCAAUCCCUCGUCGAAAGCAGCCGUCGGCUCGACGAUCCUCUCCGGGCCCGAUUCGAAGCUGCUGCUCGGCAAUGGCACAGUGAACAGGAUCAUGCUCGUGUCCAACGACCAGCCGUAUGUCCUCAACUACACGCUUCCUCGCGGUGUCUGGACGAAUGUCGUCCUCUCCGCCCGCGGCGAUUCGACCUUCCUGCGGGCCGGCACCGGGCCAGAGAUGCAGUUCCUCACUGUGAUGGGCAUUAACGGGCAGAGCUUCGUGUGGGAGCCCAUCGGGAUCGAGGCACCGCUCGCGCAGCUUGGCGGGAACGGGUUCGUGGGGAGCAUAGCCAACUUCUCAUUGACGGGUUGAGAGUACGAAUGCGCUAGUGAACGCAAAACGGGGGACUCGGCGUUCAACUGAGGAGAAUUAUCGGUAUCAAGCUGGGAUUCGAUCUCAGAGAACUAACUGAAUGCAUGAUGAACGGUUUUCAUUGCUCUGUGCAUCUGUAAUUGCCACAAAGAGAAUCAGUUCAUUUUACUCAACCACUGGAUCGCAAAAGAAGAGUUUCGAUGAUGAAAUGACGAUCUGCGACCUUGUACAUUCAGAUGAAC